GUUUUUGGACGACACAUGACGCACUUCAUGAAGCAAACCAAGCUGGUCAAUGCCGCCGGCGCCAUCCAAGAGCCCGUGGCCAAGACGCUGGCUUUGUACUUUGCGGCGGACUGGUGCCCUGACUGCCGCGACUUCCAGCCAAAGUUGAACGACUUUUACAGCAAAGUGAACGCCCAAACCCACCAACUGGACAUCGUAUUCGUGAGCUCGGACGCGACGGAGGACGACCAACUCGCUCACUUUCGCGACAAGCAAGGGCCGUGGCUUGCAAUCCCAUUCCACGACACCCUUCGCGAUGAGUUGAAGCGAAAGUACCAAGUCUGCGCCAAGAAAGAGAUGGAAACUGUCGGCGUGACCGACCGCGUGGGCGGCAUUCCCACCGUCGUGAUUGUCAACAGCAGUGGCGAUGUCGUUGACAUCGACGCUGCCUCCAAGAUCGAAAGCUCCGGUGUCGACGCACUCGCGGCGUGGCUUUAAGGUGCUCCGGGUCGAAUUGUUUUACAUAGGAACUCGGCAUACGGUAUCGUCAAAAUCCAAGUAUUGUCGAUUUGAUACAAAU
This is a messenger RNA of Aphanomyces astaci, 559 nucleotides long. RefSeq lists its product as hypothetical. The record is from RefSeq and is a predicted model, not a curated record. Gene Ontology annotation, biological process: sensory perception; photoreceptor cell maintenance. The transcript is spliced from 3 exons. The coding region runs from base 16 to 477 and encodes 153 amino acids. Lineage: Eukaryota; Oomycota; Saprolegniomycetes; Saprolegniales; Verrucalvaceae.